Salvelinus sp. IW2-2015 is the source of this 512-nucleotide messenger RNA. NCBI's taxonomy places the organism in Eukaryota, Metazoa, Chordata, Actinopteri, Salmoniformes, Salmonidae. The record is from RefSeq and is a predicted model, not a curated record.
AUGGUGGUGGAGGGGGUGGAGGGGCUAGGGGUGGAGUCUGGGAGCGGGGAGGCGGAGCCGGACAGUUACUGGAAGAGGAAGGAGGCGUUCACCAGAGGAAGCACCGUGUCACUGUCCGUGGGAGAGAGAUUCUCCUCAGGUUCCCGUUUCUACUACCUGGCUCUAGGCUAUGUGGCGCGGUGUCUGGAGAAUUUUCUGUGUGACCAGUCGUUCUGGCUGGACGCUGAGCUGCUGAGGGACCUGGAGAUCACUGUGACUGUAGACGAGGAACACCUAGCCACACUCUACCUGGGACUGCUGCUGCAGGAGGGGUCGUUCUUUGCCAAGGCGCUGGUGAGCAGUGGCGAGCACAGUGAUGAGGAGGAGGAGCUGUGUUUCAGACGUAAUGACUUGCUGAUGGUUAGAGACACRGGGCAGGACAGUCACUGGGAGGGCACCCUUCUCUCCACCGGACAACACGGACUAGUGCCUGUCAACACCAUGCAGCCGCUUUGCUCAUACCUUCUACAUAU